Molecule: messenger RNA, 282 nt
Organism: Meloidogyne enterolobii
Lineage: Eukaryota; Metazoa; Nematoda; Chromadorea; Rhabditida; Meloidogynidae
Source: the annotation of a GenBank genome assembly
AUGGCUAAACCAAAUGAAUUAAUGGAUUCUGAUAAACGAGCAAAAAAUUCAGUUAUUCCAUUUAGCAAUAAUGCAGAUGAUUCUGAAGAAGAAAUUGGUUUGGAAGAUCCUGAAGAAAUGGAAGAAGAUGAAGGCCCAAUUUCACAAGUUGAUUAUCUUUCAAAAUGUGCAAUUAGAGAACGUAAAAUGCUUGCGAGAGAGAGAAAACGUGCCCGACUUAAACAGGAAAAACAAAUAUUGGAGCAACAAAAACAACUUCUUGAAGAGUCUAAACUUGAGUGA